AUGGGCUUCAUCCAAGACAACUUUCGCCUGAUUUACGUCGGCGUGGCAGCCGCCAUAUACUUGAGACCGGAAUAUGUCAUCUUCAACUCGAAAUUCUUAACAAUUAUUGUUUAUUUUACUAUUCUUACGCUCUCAAAGCUUGUUUAUCAAUUUACCCUUUACCCUGCAUUUUUCACCCCCAUCAAACACAUCCAAACACCUGGACGCCGAAAUUGGCUUCGGGGCAAUACCAAUUCAGUCUUCCUCGAAACACCACACGAGUUGCUGAAGCAAUGGGUUAAAGAACUGCCCAACCAGGGCUUGAUUCGAUAUUAUAUUGUCAUGAACAUGGAAAGAGUCAUCUUGACUAGCCCUAAAGCUUUAAGCGAGUUGUUAGUCACCAAGAACUAUGAUUUCGAGAAGCCCAAGACUGUGCGACAGAGCUUGCGCCGUGUAGUUGGAGACGGCGUCCUACUGACCGAGGGAGAUGAGCAUAAAUUGCAACGCAAGAACCUAAUGCCAGCCUUUGCCUAUCGCCACAUCAAGAAUCUAUACCCAGUCUUCUGGGCCAAAAGCAUGGAAAUGGUCGAACUAAUUCAACAAGAUCUGGAAAGCAGAGACUCCCCCGACGACAACAUUAUUCAAGUCCGAACCUGGGCAAGCAGAGCCACCCUCGACAUCAUCGGUGUGGCUGGCAUGGACCAUGACUUUGAUUCUCUGCGUGAUCCUUUCAAUAAGCUGAACAAAUCAUACCAGAGAAUCUUCUCGCCACCAUCAAUUGCAACCAAAAUUCUAUUUAUUGUCGCAAUCCUGAUGGGCACUCUAACCUUCAUUCAAAAAUUGCCCACUCAGCGCAACAAAGACAUCGACGAAGGUGGUGCGGUGAUCCGCAAUGUCGCGCGACAGAUGAUCCAACAGAAGAAAGAAAAGAUGAAAGAUCCAAAAUCCGAGACCGGUGUCGAUAUCAUCUCAGUUGCAAUGGCCAACGGCACCUUUGACGACGAAAACCUAGUCGAUCAACUGAUGACCUUCCUAGGCGCAGGCCACGAAACAACCGCCACUGCCUUGCAGUGGGCUGUCUACGCGCUGUGCAAGAAUCCAGACGUGCAGACCCGUCUACGUGAAGAGAUCCGCGCCAAUCUCCCCCCACUCUCCUCCUCCGAUGCAAAGUCUCUGGACGCCGCCCAGAUUGAUAAUCUGCCUUACCUGAACGCAGUCUCCAACGAGGUUCUCCGUUUCCACCCCUCGGUUCCAAACACCGUCCGUGUAUCCGCGAAAGACACUACGCUUUUGGGUCAACCAAUCCCCAAGGGCACGUUCUUUCUUAUUUCUCCUGAGGUGGUAAACCACAUGGAGGAAUUUUGGGGCCCGGAUGCCGACAAGUUCAAUCCGGAUCGCUUUAUGGGCGAAGGCAAGGCUAAUAACGGCGGCGCGACCAGUAACUAUGCCUUCCUUACCUUUAUUCAUGGCCCACGCAGCUGUAUCGGACAGGGAUUCGCCAAGGCGGAACUCGCUUGUUUGCUUGCGGCGAUGGUUGGUCGCUUCCAGUUUGAGCUGAAGGAUCCUGAUGCCAAACUGGAGCUGAUGGAGGGUGCCACCGUGUCGCCAAAGGACGGGGUUAUCGCCAAGUUUACUCCACUGGAGGGCUGGUGA
This is a messenger RNA of Penicillium waksmanii, 1632 nucleotides long. RefSeq names its product cytochrome P450. The transcript is spliced from 2 exons. Gene Ontology annotation, molecular function: oxidoreductase activity, acting on paired donors, with incorporation or reduction of molecular oxygen; monooxygenase activity; iron ion binding. The coding region runs from base 1 to 1632 and encodes 543 amino acids. The record is from RefSeq and is a predicted model, not a curated record. Lineage: Eukaryota; Fungi; Ascomycota; Eurotiomycetes; Eurotiales; Aspergillaceae.